CAUAAAACAGGAAAAAACAUAAAUGUAGAAAUAAAAAGCAAGUGGGACCAAUAGGCGUACAUGGCCCAGGCCCAGAUCCCAUCCAGAUCCAAUUGUGCCUGAGUAAACCGGAAAUAGAUCCGGUCGAACCGGACUAUCAGUAAACUGGGGUCUCCUCCUCCGAAUGAAAUAGCCCAAACAAAACCAUUCCCAAGCUCUCUGCAUUUAUCAAAUCAAACGACAACAAAUAAACAGAAAAAGCCGCGCGCCCGCAGAGAGAGAAAUUGAGAGAGAGAAGAAAAGAGACCACCAAAGAAACAACAAACUCGGCAAUGGACGCUGGAGCGGCGGGCGUGGGUCUCGCCGCGGACGAUCCGUUCAAGGGAUCGCCGUUCGCCGCCGUCUCUGAUUGGAGCAACGGCAUCUCGCGCCGUUACCAGCACGUGCUCGACCGUACGACGCCGCACGUGCUGUACCGGUGGCUGGCGUGCCUGGGCGUGGCCUUGGUCUACGUCAUCCGCGUGUACCUGGUCGAAGGCUUCUACGUCGUGUCGUAUGGCUUGGGGAUCUACAUUCUCAACCUCCUCAUCGGCUUUCUCUCUCCUCAGGUAGACCCUGAGAUCCACGACCUCUCCUCCGACGGCCCCUCCCUUCCCACCCGCGGAUCCGAGAUAGUACACAUGAUCAAAUACAAAUACGUUCCCUUCUCCUUUGGGAAACAGCGGUACAAUGGAAAGAAAGCUUCUUCAUCUUCAACAGAGACCGCAGGCCUCCUCCCCAGGGACUGAAAUCUUCAGCCAAGGGUUUUUUUGGAAGAUAUAUAUGGUGUGGAGGAAUCAUCUUGAGGAGCUAAUUCUGGCAUAUUGGAUGAUUUUUUUGGUUCCCUUCGAAUAUCCCUCUGGACCAGCUUGAUUAUGCCCCUCUGUAA
Molecule: messenger RNA, 907 nt
Organism: Prunus avium (sweet cherry)
Lineage: Eukaryota; Viridiplantae; Streptophyta; Magnoliopsida; Rosales; Rosaceae
Source: RefSeq, a predicted model, not a curated record